UCUGUAGUGGUGCUGAGGUGAACACAGUGAGGUUAUAUGCAGUGCAUAAUCUCUAUUAUAAAUAUAGUGCAGUUUAUAUUAAUUAAUACAACGGAUAUAUAACAAGAUGUUAAAGAACUGUGGAAGGAAAAUGCUGGUUUCUAUGGUUGGUGCUACUUUCACCUGUCUGCUGGUCCUAGUGGUUGACCAGAACCGACAGGUCCUAGAGGUGCAAGGUGCAGUGGUUCCUGCCACCCCCUAUAUAGUUGAGGCUCCAACACCUAAAUCUGGGGAGCCUGAUACAGCUGGGGAAGAUGCCCCGGAUACAAAGAGCUUCUCAGCUUAUUUCAGCAAGCUGAAGAGAGUGAGAAGAGACACGGAUCAGGUGGACCCCCGUAAGGAUGGCCAGGGGACCAUUAAGCCCCCAGUAGAAGACAUCUCGCCUAAGGAUAUCUUCAUAGCAGUGAAGACCACCAAGAAAUUCCAUAGAUCAAGGAUGGACCUUCUCAUGGACACCUGGAUUUCCAGAAAUAAGGAGCAGACCUUUAUCUUCACUGAUGGGGAAGACGAGGAGUUGGCAAAAAAGACAGGAAAUGUCAUAAGUACAAACUGCUCUGCUGCUCACAGCCGUCAAGCUCUCUCUUGCAAAAUGGCGGUGGAAUACGACAAAUUUAUAGAGUCUGGCAUGAAGUGGUUUUGCCAUGUGGAUGACGAUAACUAUGUUAACAUUCGCACUAUGGUAAAGCUUCUGUCCCGUUAUGCUCACACCCAGGAUAUCUAUAUUGGAAAGCCCAGUUUGGAUAGACCCAUACAAGCAACCGAGAGGAUUAGUGAAAACAAAAUGCGCCCUGUAAAUUUCUGGUUUGCAACUGGAGGAGCUGGUUUCUGCAUUAGCCGAGGUCUGGCGCUAAAAAUGAGUCCGUGGGCAAGCGGUGGGCAUUUUAUGAGCACAGCUGAAAAGAUCCGACUUCCUGAUGACUGCACCAUCGGUUACAUCAUAGAGUCUGUGCUUGGAGUGAAGUUAAUCCGUAGCAACCUGUUCCAUUCUCACCUUGAGAAUCUUCAACAAGUACCCAAGAGUGAGAUCUCAAAUCAAGUGACGUUAAGUUACGGAAUGUUUGAAAACAAGAGGAACGCCAUUCUCAUGAAAGGGGCAUUUUCAGUUGAAGAUGAUCCUUCACGAUUUCGAUCAAUCCACUGCCUGCUGUAUCCGGACACGCCCUGGUGUCCACGGAACAUAGUAUAUUAGAAGACUUCAUGGCUUCUUCAACCUCGUCCCAAGUUUCCCUGGUAUCCAAAGGGCUUGUGGGACCAUAAUGUGAUGCUUACUGUGAUCGUCGUCCGAAUUUGAAACUGUGCUGAAGGCACAGUGUUUGCCAUAGGCUGCCAUGCGGCCGCUUCGCUCUAUUUCUGCCUGAGCAGACAGUGGAAGCUUAUUUCUCCAGAGCGUCUGACCAUCUCUUGUAUUAGAGAUAGGGGGACUGUAUGGGAGAGACUUAAGUCAUACUCAUCUUCCCUUUUUGUGGUUCAGCCCUCACCUAUAGACUCCUUUUUGCUUUGCAGCAUCUGCAAUUCUUAUAGAAUGUAUGCUGAAGACCUGCCUGUACAUUAUUAUUGCUAUAACUUGGGUAUUUUUGUUUAAUCUGCUGCUCACUAUACAUUGGUUUGACACCUGGGCAACAAAAUAGGUGUAAAAUCAACUUUCAAUUGACAUAAUUGGAAUUGCUAAUUCUAUUGGAGCUUGAUAUAGUGUCUUUCAACUUUCUAUUUCAUGAAUUGUUUAACUUCAUUUGUUUAUUGAAAAACUAUUUGUAAACCCAAGUUUAAUAUGACUUUUGAAAUCUUUAUAGUACUUUUUUGUAAGGAAGCAGUCAAAUCUAUAAAAAAUAUAUAUUGACAGAUUAUUUGCACUUCCAUGCCUUGUCAACCUAUUUAGGCAUAUCCAAUAUAGGUUUGCCCUCUAACAAGCGCCAAUUGAGUUAUUGAAAUACAGAUUUUUAACGCUUAAGAGUCUGGAAGCUAGUCUACUAUGUGCCUCUAUUGCAGCUUGUUUAGUGAACAAACAAAAUAUUUUUCUAUCUUUUCUAAAAAGCCCUAUCUGGCUGGGAAUGAUAAAGUCUAAUCUUAGCCCCAAUUUUCCACUGCCUUUAUAUUUAAGACUCCGGCUUUUUUUUCCAAAUGAAGGGUGAUUUCAAAUGUUUGUUCAUUAAUUUUUCUUUUUGCAACCGCUAAAGCUAUUUUUGAGCAACCGUCUAACACAAUUUCUCCUUGUACACCGCUUCUAGGCAUAGCUAUGAACUUGAUACCAUGUUAUAAAAUGCUGUUAACCCCUUAACAGCUAGAAAAAGCUUCUGGCUAGGAACGGGUUAAGGCAAAAGUAGAUUUUAGCUUCCAUGAGUCUUUCUUGCUCAAAAAUAUUUUCUGUGGUGUUAACUGGGAGGUUUUGUGGUCAAAACAGUUUAUUUUUUUUCUAAAAAUCUAUAUUUAACUUAUUUUACAUGGUUGCUUUUGCUAACUGCACAUAGAACUGGUGCUUUAACCACAUCACUGCCACUGGUGGGUACAAUGCCUUUUUUUUUUUAACUUUACUUUUCUGGUCCUCUGGCAGUGAACUGGUUAAGAGAAUGUAGCUUUCUGGCACUUUUAAAUAUUUGUAUAUAUAAAUUUAUUUUCAGAGCUGGAUUCUGACACUUUUUUUUUUCUGCUGCAGCACUGAAGGGGUUGUAGAAAACGCUUUCUUAAAUAGGCAGCAAUGCAUUACAAUCUAAUGCUUUUAUUUAAAGAGUUAAUUCGAAUUUCACUAGAUUAUCCUAUUUAAAUUUGAUAAUAUAUUAUAAGAAUACUUUGCAGCCCUAUCAGGCAGUCAAAUGGUUAGAGAUACUAAACGCAAAUUAAUUUUUUUCAUGAUUCAGAUAGAGCAUGCAAUUUUAAGCAACUUUCUAAUUUACUCCUAUUGUCAACUUUUCUUUGUUCUCUUGCUAUCUUUAUUUAAAAAAAGCACUUGCUUAUUGGUGACUACAUUCAGCCAACCAAUAAGCAAGCGUAACCCAGUUUCUGAACCAAAAAUGGUCCGACUCCUAAGCUUUACAUUCCUGCUUUUUAAAUAAAGAUAGCAAGAGAAUGAAGAAAAAUUGAUAAUAGGAGUAAAUUAGAAAGUUGCUCAAAAUUGCUGCUGUAUCUGAAUCAUGAGAGAAAAAAAAUGGGAUUUAGUAUCCCUUCAAAUUAAAUCUUAAUAUUUUUUUAUGGACCCCUUCAGUACAAAGACUCUCCCUCUUCCAGUUAAGAUACAGACCGUAACAAUGCAGUAUAAAGGUUUAUUUCAUAAAUGCCCCGUCUUUAUGAAUAAUUUGCAAAUGUAUUCCCCCUCCCCUGUCUCUUCUAAAUCUGUAUCUGUAACAAGGAAGGAAUAUAAACAUCUCAUUGCAAUCACUGUAUACAUUUUGAUGUUUGUAUUCAGAUGGGAAAGCUUUUACCACUUCAGUGAGUUCAGUGGUUAAGGUGGACCUUUGAAAUUCCACCUUUAUAGCCUGCUGCAGCAUUAAGGUGGAUUUUUUUUCUUGAGUAUUGCCCAUAUUGGGUAGAUCUGUAAAUAUUGUAAAGAGGUAGUAAUUUUACUGCCUUUUCUUUAUAAGAUGUUAAGAUAAAAUUUUGCUUUUUUAUACAUUUUUUUUUUCUGUGGAUCAGAAAAUGUAUCUUGUGAAAUGAGAAUUGUUAUAUUUUUAAUGAAAUUGUUAAUUAUAUUGCUCCAGUAUCUGGGGUUCAUUAUUAUAGAACAUAUGACAAAUGAAUUAACAAUUGUGCUCAGGGAAUUAUACCUGAUAUCAGGGUGAUUCUGUUGUCUUUAUUUCUCUGCUUAAAAUAAAGCAGUAUUUUUGCUGAAAUAAAAA
Molecule: messenger RNA, 3866 nt
Organism: Bombina bombina (fire-bellied toad)
Lineage: Eukaryota; Metazoa; Chordata; Amphibia; Anura; Bombinatoridae
Gene: LFNG
Product: LFNG O-fucosylpeptide 3-beta-N-acetylglucosaminyltransferase
Exons: 8
Coding region: 107-1228 (373 amino acids)
Biological process (GO): pattern specification process; regulation of Notch signaling pathway
Cellular component (GO): Golgi membrane
Molecular function (GO): O-fucosylpeptide 3-beta-N-acetylglucosaminyltransferase activity
Source: RefSeq, a predicted model, not a curated record